GCGCUAACGGGGCAGCAGAGCGGCUUUCGACGCGGAGCUCCGGGCAGCGUUUAGCCUUCCGUUAGCACCGCGCGCCGCGACUCAUCCGCUCCUGUGUGUCCCGCCAGCAUGCUAACGGAGGCGGUGUGACCGCGACCCGACCCGACCCCCCCACCCCACCCCACCCCUCCUCUCCCGGCCCGACUCCCCGACCCCCCGGUAGAGGCGUCAGCCGAGCUGAACUCCGCCGCCGGGCCAUGCGGCAGUGGUGUGUCCCCGCCGCGACCCCGCGCACCGAGCCACUCCCGGGGCGCCUGUCCAUGUCGCCCCCUCCGUCAGACGCCACGAUGGAGUGCUGCGAGGUGGAGCCGCGCUACACCAUCGAGCAGAUCGACCUCCUGCAGCGCCUGCGCCUGUCGGGCAUGACCAAGCCCCAGAUCAUCCACGCCCUGGAGUCCCUGGAGAGGCUGGACCCCGAGCACCGCGAGGCCCACCCGGCGCCGUCCAACGCCGCGCCGGCCUCGGCCGCCGCCGCCCCGUCCUCGUCUUCGUCCUCCACCUCCUCGCUGUCCCUGGCCUCGGCCACCACGCAGACCUCGGGCCUGGACGGCGCCGCGCUGUCCCCCAGCAACAGCUACGAGGCGUCGCCGCCGCCGCUCUACCCGCCCACCGUGGCCGUGCAGCGCUCCUUCAGCUACGACACCAUGGGCGAGGAGGAGUGGGACCUGGAGGAGAAGGUGGAGGAGUACAUGAGGAGAGACAGCAACCUGGUGAAGGAGGAGAUCAAAACGUUCCUGAACAACCGGAGGAUCUCCCAGGCAAUCGUGGGACAAGUCACAGGCAUCAGCCAGAGCUACAUCUCGCAGUGGCUGCUGCAGCAGGGCCUGGAGAUGAGCGACUCCAAGCGCCGGGCGUUCUACCGCUGGUACCUGCUGGAGAGGAACAACCCAGGGCUGAGGUGGAGUGAAAGCCAGCACAGCGUGAGCCCCCUGGCCCGGGCCAGGGCGGGGGACAGAGACGCCAUGGUAGCAGGGGCAAGCGCCAGCCUCCCCAACAUCCUCCCCAACCCCAACACCAACCUCAACCCCAACCCGUCGUGGAGCAGGCAGAGAGAGCUGCUGAUGCACCUGCUGCCGUGGUACACUGCGGCGGCCGCCCACGCCCACGCCCAGCCAGGCGCCACCCUGUCCAUGCGCUCACUGGUGAAGGAGGAACCGGACUGGAGGGCGGGGAUCAUGGCGGGCGACAGAACGGGGAUCGUGGGCGGCCCGUUGAGGCUACGCAGGGGGAGCAGGUUCACCUGGAGGAAGGAGUGCCAGUCGAUCAUGGAGAGCUUCUUCAUGGAGAAUCAGUAUCCCGACGAGGCCAAGAGAGAGGAGAUCGCCAACGCCUGUAACUCCGUCAUCCAGAAGCCAGGCUGUAAACUGUCUGAAUUUGAACGUGUGACGGCGCUGAAGGUCUACAACUGGUUUGCCAACCGUCGGAAGGAGAUGAAGAGGAGAGCAAACAUAGAAGCUGCCAUUCUGGAAAGCCAUGGGAUCGAGGUGCCGAGUCCGAGCUGCCACUCCAAUGGGGAAGAGGCCGAGAUGCAGGAGUUCGCAGAUCAGGUGAAUCAUCGAUUCUCGGAGCAAGAAGACACGCCGUCUCAGCGGACCGUCGACCAACAGGAUCCGUCCUCGCUGGCCGCCCCGGAGGCGGCGGUCCUGCCGAGCCCCGGCCCUCAGGUCCCGGAAGAGAAAGACGACGUCUCGAAAAGGGAGACCGCGGACGAAGAGUGACCGAAGCCAGCGGAGCUCGGCCGGUCCCGUUGAGCUUUACGCAAAUGAAAUAGGAAAAAGAAAAAAAAUGAGUAGUUCCCGGCUCCACCCUUGUAGGGCAUUCAAGGCCUGUGACACCCACAAAUCAAAGGGAGGAGGGUGCUGAAGCUCGCUGAGGUGCCUCAGGUGGUAAGGAGGCCACUCUAUUUAUCAACCGUAAUCCUGCUUAUAUUAACGGCAAUAUACAGUAUAUAUAUAUAAAUAUAUAUAUCAUUAUAUAGUGCAUUCCAAGAUGGUAUUAAAAAGCCUAAAUUCCUUAGAGGGAGGAUUAUGUAACGGAUACCUCGCCCAUUUGAAGCUCCGCUUUUCCUGCUUUCUUUGCUUCCAUGCCUUCUUUUAGCUUUAUUUUUUAUUUCCUCAAAGGCUGUGAGUGUGUGUGCUUGUGCGUGUGUGUGUUUGACUGAAUGUGCCGAGCCUGCAGGUCAGGUGUGUUUUGGGCGAGGGCAUAAAAUGCGGCGUCGCGCAUCUCGUCCGCGGCCGCCCCCCACCCCCGCCGCGAGCUUGGCCGAACGUCUUCGACACCCCACCGGGUUCGUUAAGACUCUAACCUCAAUCAGUCGAUUGAUGAAAUCAGUCGAUCAAUCAACGGAUGCUGUUGCCGCGGGAUCUGUAGAGCCCUGAGGGACGACUGGAAUCUCAGGUAAUCCCAAAAAUCAUGGAUUAACGACCGCGAAGUGUUGCACCGGGCUUCUUUCGUGUCUUUAUGUGCACUUCGUUUCUUCAUCGUAACGGUGUUUAACCAAAACAGAAUCUGUUAUUUAUACCUUUUUAUAUUAGCCAAAAAAGCCUAUGACUAUAUAUAUAUAAAUCAUCUAUCAUCUCUCUUCUUUGUUACUCUUACUGCUGCUGUUUGUUCAUUAUUUGUAAUAUACGAUCAUUUCAAACUCUGUCUUCAAUUUCAGCCACUGAAGCUAUACAUAUUUUUUUUCUUUUUUUUUUUUAAUCGUUUGAAAGAACGCUAAAAGGAAUGUGAUCAGAAAUAUGUCAGCAUAAAUGCUACAAGCACCAUUUGUUUCUAAUAUCGGAAUAAGCUAAAGCUUAUGCUCGCGUGAGUUCGUAUGACUGAAAGUCUGCACCUCAGAGUGAAUAUCACUAUAUAACUGCCCGCCACGUCGAUUUACACCUGGCUUUAAAGUGGAUCCAGCUUCGGAUUAGUCCUGAACGCACCUCCUCCUCUACAGUUUCAGGGUUAACCCCGAAGCGCGCGGUGGCCCUCAGAUGGAAACGAGAGCUUUAACGUUGCUUUUCCCUCGUCUUUACACCCGGCCGUGGCCCGUUUCUGACCACAGAGGAAUCAAGGAAAGUGGGAUUAGACUCUGAAAUACAUUUCAAAGGUGUCGAACACAUUUUCAUCGAGGCCCAGUUUAAUCUUGACUGGGCUAGACCUGUAAAAUAACGCCAUAAAUCUUUACAUUUUUAAGAUCUUCUUUGUGACUCUGUACCAGUUGAAAGUGUUGACAUUUUAAUGAAACCAAUCAAUUAGCACUAAAAAUGACCACAAGGUCAAAACAAAGCCAAUUUUAAUGAAAUCUUCUUGUGAAAUGUCCAAAAAAAAAAACCUCUUCUCCUAUAGCUGUUGCAUUAUGGGUGUUUUCACAAACUCACCCCGAUGGCAUGGCUUUGAGGCUAAUGCUAGUUUUGCUACGUUUGCAAUGAGGCUGCGAGCUUUCAGCGGAACAGAGAAUGUCCAAAGCGCUUGGCGAAGCGUUCCCAUCUCACGGCAGGGACUCCACAGAUUCAUUUUAAAGCCCGGUGUGAAUGGACUCUUCCAGCGGGGACUGUCAGAGACUGUACCUACGUCCGGACCUCAACAUGUACAUAAGCCAUCACAAGUAAAAUAUACCCUUCUUUCCUUCAAGGUGAUUUAGCAGCAUAUAGACACUGUUGUUAAAGUUUAACUAUGAAUAGCAGACAUAAAGUUACUCCCCUACACUCGGCGGCCCGAGGCCGCUGGAGUUACCUCCUGUUCAUGUAAUGAACA
Molecule: messenger RNA, 3777 nt
Organism: Salarias fasciatus (jewelled blenny)
Lineage: Eukaryota; Metazoa; Chordata; Actinopteri; Blenniiformes; Blenniidae
Product: homeobox-containing protein 1
Exons: 10
Coding region: 237-1757 (506 amino acids)
Biological process (GO): positive regulation of DNA-templated transcription
Cellular component (GO): nucleus
Molecular function (GO): double-stranded telomeric DNA binding
Source: RefSeq, a predicted model, not a curated record